AUGUUGUGUGUGUCAGGUUGUAAAGAGUGCUGUGAGCGCUGUGUGGGCAGCCUGCCCUGGGCCUCGCUCAUCGCCACCAUUCUGCUCUACAUGGGGGUGGCCCUGUUCUGCGGCUGCGGCCACGAGGCUCUGAGUGGCACCGUCACGAUCCUGCAGAACUACUUUGAAGUCAUCCGAGCCCCGGGAGAAACUCUGGAUGUGUUUACCAUUAUUGACAUCCUGAAGUACAUCAUCUAUGGCCUUGCAGCUGGGUUCUUUGUGUUUGGAGUGUUGCUGCUGGUGGAGGGCUUCUUCACCACGGGAGCCAUCAGGGAUCUGUAUGGAGAGUUCAAGAUCUCUGCCUGCGGACGCUGCUUGACUGCAUUCGUAAGAAAUCUUUGUAACCA
Molecule: messenger RNA, 386 nt
Organism: Notothenia coriiceps (black rockcod)
Lineage: Eukaryota; Metazoa; Chordata; Actinopteri; Perciformes; Nototheniidae
Product: proteolipid protein DM beta-like
Exons: 2
Biological process (GO): neuron projection development
Cellular component (GO): neuronal cell body; plasma membrane; filopodium
Source: RefSeq, a predicted model, not a curated record